CAAGACAGUUGCUGAGCAUGUUUUACCAGCUGUAGAGAUGCACUGUAAAUCUUAUGGAGCAAAGAACAUGCAGCUAGAAAUUAAAGAAAAUAGUGCUGUGUCAAGUGCAUCAAUGACUAUGCUGGCAUCAAAUAUAAAUUUGUCAUCAGACACAGUAUGUACAAAAACCAUUAAUUGUGCCACCAGUACCUGUUUACAGCCCUUAACACUGUCUACUGCCUCACAGUUCACAACCUUGGAAGAUCAAACGCAGCCUUGUCAUGUGAUGACAAGUUGUAGUCCUACAAAUGGGAGACAUGUUUCAACUACAACUCAUACUUCAGUGAACUGUCCCUUACUCCAAUCAAGCAUUCAAGAUACGGUCUUAACUGGUCAUCAGGUACAUUAUGUAGAAGGAAAGCAAGUUUAUAUGCUACCUCAAGAACUCGAUUCAAGUGUUGCAAAGUCAUAUUCCUUCAUACAACCACCUCAGGCACAUGUUACCACAGCAAGGCUGUCUUCCAAUACAAAGAACUCUGCAUCAGCAACAGAAACAAGGCUCACCACAGCAAAUGUUUCUGAUGCACAAUCAGGGACAAGCUGUAUUUGGCUCAGUGGAAUACCUAUGGUGUCUUCCUUGGUGUCCAGUGUCGAUACUCCUGUAUUAAGUUCGUCUGUUUCGUUGCAACCAAUGAGUUAUCCAAGUACCAGUUCAACCUUGCAAAGCUCACUUAUGCCUAGCAGUGAAAAUAGUAGUCAAGUGCUUAAACAAGCAACCCAUGCAGGCCAAAAAACCACUCCUUCCCAAGUGUCAAGUAUGAACUCCAUGACAGUAUCGGAGCUUCAACCAAGAGCCUGGGCCAAAUCAUCAGUCAACAUACCCUCCCAGAUUACUUCUGCAGUACCAAGUAAAUUACAAGCCACUAAAACAACUUCUACUCCAUUGAAAGGACCAUCAGCGCUGUUGAGAAGGAGUUCAGGUUUACAAAGAAAAGGUUCAUUUGGCUCAGACCUUCCUGACAUAAAAAGCCUUCUUAGCCACAAUGUUAUUGAAGCAGGCAUGAAUGUCCUUUCAAUACAACACGAGGGAAGGAAUUUUGAGGCUUCUCUGAGGUCAAAUGGCUUAAUAGAGUCUGCAGGUGGAGAGACAUUUCGCACUCCUAUGGCUUGGAUGAGGGCAGUGACAGGAAGUUGGAAUACUAUUAAGCAAUCUCAUGCAUACAAGAUGGUCCAUUAUAAAGGCAAGCCUCUUGCAUUAUUCACAAUACCAUCCAAAGAAAAAGACACUUGUGGGAACAAAGAAAAACAGGCCACAAUGACAAGGGAAUUACUUUCCAGUUGUCAACAGAAGACAAGCAGGAAGAGUGGUCUAAUGACCAGCUGGGACAAUGUAGCUAAGCUUCUCACUGACUGCCAAGUAAUGCCUAUCAACAAAGAUGAAUUGAUUCCCUCAGACAGCUUUUUACCCAUAGACUUCUGGGAACCAACACUUGAGGUGGAUAUACCACAGUCUGUCCUGGAUGGACUUGAAUUUUGAACCAUGUAUUUACAUGUUAGCAACUUUUAAUCUUGAACUUAUAGAUACCAGUAUAUUAGGUUUUGCAAAAUUACAUAAAAAUUACAUUUUCUACCUGUUUUCAUCAAUGUCUUGCUUCAUCAAACCUGACAGCUGUAUCUAAGAAAGUUGAAAGUUUAAACAUUGAAAACUUAGGCUGGCUUAACAGAACCAUAUUGAUCCUGAUUUUAUAUCUUGUAUUUAUGUUGACAACUGUUUGCAUCAUUAAAGGCUUGUCACACUGCAUUCUAAUGUGGUAGUGUAGCUGGGUGUUGCAGGUGCAUAUUAAUUGCCACAAACUUAUUCAGUCCUUAAAUUACGAAUGCAUGUCCCCUUUUCCUUUUAUCAAGGUUUGGGUAAGUAUGGAGAGCACUGAUAUUAGCAUUUACUCUUUCAAUCUGUUUUUACUGCACUAUGAUAAGGCAGUACAAGUAUAAAGUGAAACACUUUGAGUAAAGACAUGCCUACUCACACAAUGGAAAUGUGGACAUUCCAACCAGUACAGAAGAAAUGUAUACACAUGUUUAUCUAA
Molecule: messenger RNA, 2066 nt
Organism: Pocillopora damicornis (cauliflower coral)
Lineage: Eukaryota; Metazoa; Cnidaria; Anthozoa; Scleractinia; Pocilloporidae
Source: RefSeq, a predicted model, not a curated record